AUGGCUGAGGGAAGGAACAAUACAACAGUCACCAAAUUCAUCCUUUUGGGAUUUUCAAAUUUUCCUAAGUUCAAGAUUAUUUUGUUUGUGGUAUUCUUGGGGAUUUACCUCUCGACAGUGACCUGGAACCUGGGCCUCUUCAUUCUGAUUUGGAUGGACACAAACCUGCAUACACCCAUGUACUUCUUCCUUAGCAACUUAUCCUUCUUAGAUUUCUGCUAUGUCUCCUCUGUAACCCCUAGGAUGCUCUCAGACUUCUUUCAGAAGCCCAAGUCCAUCUCUUUUACGGGAUGCACCAUGCAGUACUUCGUCUUCUCUAGCCUGGGCUUGGCAGAGUGCUGUCUUCUGGCAGCCAUGGCUUAUGACCGAUAUGCUGCCAUUUGUAACCCACUGCUCUACACAGCCAUCAUGUCACCCACCCUCUGUGUGCAGAUGAUAGUUGGGGUCUAUAUAACUGGUUGCUUUGGCUCAUUGAUCCAACUGUGUGCUCUACUCCAAAUCAAUUUCUGUGGCCCAAACAUAAUCAACCACUUCUUCUGUGACCUGCCUCAAUUAUUAGUCCUGGCCUGCUCUGACACCUUUUUACUACAAGUCGUGAAGUUUGUGAUCGCGGUGAUUUUUGGCGUGGCAUCUGUCUUAAUCAUCAUGAUAUCCUAUGGGUAUAUUGGUGCCGCCAUCUUGAAGGUUAGCUCUGUUGAAGGUAGGUCCAAGGCCUUCAACACCUGUGCUUCUCACCUGACAGCAGUGACUCUCUUUUUUGGGUCCGGACUCUUUGUCUAUAUGCAUCCCAGCUCUGAUAACUCCCUGGGCUAUGACAGGAUGGCAUCAGUCUUCUAUACAGUGGUGAUUCCUCUGUUGAAUCCUUUGAUUUACAGUCUGAGGAAUAAAGAAAUCAAAGAUGCCCUAAGGAGGUGUAAGAAGAGAGUACUCUCCCACUGCCAUGCUAAAUAA
Molecule: messenger RNA, 951 nt
Organism: Lepus europaeus (European hare)
Lineage: Eukaryota; Metazoa; Chordata; Mammalia; Lagomorpha; Leporidae
Product: olfactory receptor 5AN6-like
Exons: 1
Coding region: 1-951 (316 amino acids)
Biological process (GO): sensory perception of smell; G protein-coupled receptor signaling pathway
Cellular component (GO): membrane
Molecular function (GO): olfactory receptor activity; G protein-coupled receptor activity; odorant binding
Source: RefSeq, a predicted model, not a curated record